AGUGGAAACACAGGGAGAGCAGCAGUCGAGGCGUUGGUGAGUGAGUGAACAUCAUGGGACAUGCUCUCUGGGAAUGACCUACAGCAGUCUGGAGCUUCAUCCCUUCAUCCAGGAGCGCACAGACGUCUGCUGCUGAUCCUCACUGGACAAUACAACAAUAGUGAAGCUGAGAUUACAGAGUCCUGUUUUAAAGUUUAGAAUAAUGAGAGUGAAUUUUUCAGCUAGUUGGAUAUUUCAAGGAUGGAUCACACACUUCGUCCUUGCUCUAUGCACGCAGGCAGGACUGGCCAUAAGCUGCCAACAGAAUGAGUACGAGCACAAUGGGGGAUGCUGCCAAAAAUGUGAACCAGGAAAAUACUUUUUUGCCCAUUGCGACGGGAGUCCGACAAAGUGCCGUGAUUGUGGCCGUGAUGAGUACCAGCCGGACUGGAACAGUGACACUAAGUGUAUUCCUCAGAAGUUCUGCGAUGAGGGUAAAGGAUUUAACCGCACCCUUCCACACAACCCCACCGCGGCGGAACCGUGUCGGUGCAAGCAGGGGUUCCACUGUUCUCUGAUCAACUGCGAGUACUGUGAGGCCAUUAAAAACUGUCCUGCGGGAGAAGGAGUCGUGAUGGGUGAGACUGGCAGAGCUUCCUGUGUGACUUGCCUACCUGGAUUUUUCUCAGACUCUAUAUCAAUAGAAUCCUGCAAGAAAUGGACAGAUUGUAAAGCUAUUGGCAAGACCGAAAAACAGCCAGGAAGCACUAAGACAGAUGUAGUGUGUGGACUCCAUUCUCCUGGUAUGACACCCUGGGUGCUUGUGGCCAUCCUCUCAGUCAUCAUCGUGGUAUCCCUGGUCGUUCUCUUCUUGUUUUGCUGCAAAGAUAAGCUGAACUUCCUCUCAGUAAAUCUACGCACCUGCGUCCAAAACCUAAAAGGAAGUAGGAAUCGACAGGAAACUGUGACAACUUCAUAUCACUUUAGAAACGGUCUUCAAACCCACCCUUUAAUCUGCCAAGAAAGAACCCCUCCGGAGUCCCUGAUCAUGUGUCCCAGCACCAAAUUGACCAUCCCAGAAAUGUCAGAUUGCACGGACCAAGAACAGGACCAGGACCGAGCCGAAACCUCGUCGGGGAGCUCCAGCGUGGACUCCGGAUGCGGGCCGUCGUCCCCCCUGUCAGGCAGCUCCUGCAGCUGUGUGCUUUCCAUGAAGGAGCCCAUAGAGGUCGGAGAGAACGAGGACUGCAGUCAGCUGGUAGCCACGGGCCUGGCGUCGUGCUGCUCCUGCAGGACAGGGGACGCCACAGGGAACGUGCAGGUUAUCGGCCUGAAAGAGCCUCUGCUGUGUGAGAGCUGCUCGCUGGACGGCCUGCCCGCAUGCGAUUAUGUGGAUCUGCAGCGCUCGCAGGAACUCUAUCUGGACUACAGCAGCCCUGCUGGCAAGGAAGCCAUGUCGGAGAUCAGAGGCGUCUACGGGGACCGAGGUUUGGUCGAGGGGCUGUAUAGACAGAACGAACCUUGUUGCUGCAGCAUAGACUCCACCACCGUUCCUCCUUUGCCGUCUGUCAGCGCUAAUGACCAGGGCCUUUCACUGGUCCACAGCGACGACCACAAACUGUCGGACCCUGACGUGGAGUACCAGAACCAGUGCUCAGAUGCCGCCCUCACAUCUGGUCAGGUGACAGGAAACAACAACACUACUUUUAUCUCCAGCGGGCAGGUGAUGAACUUCAGCGGUGAGGUCAUCGUGGUCUACGUCAGUCAGACAUCACUGGGCAGCAGCGGGGGGACAGACGAACCCUUCAGCUGCCCGGUUCAGGAACAAUCUAAUGAGGACAGCUUUCCAAAUGAGCCCAAAUCUAACACAAGCACAACACCGCAGGCCAAGAGCACAAACGGACACGUGGAAAAACACCUGCCCGUACAGGAAAUGACUAACGACGGGUCCUGGCAGAAAUAAAAAAAGAUGCAAACAUUUCCUACUGGACAGGAAUGGACUUUUUUAAAUGAUUAUUAUUGAUUUAAUGUUCUCCGUAUGAGUGCUAUUUCAUGAAAAAAAAUGCUAUGCAUUUGUUGACCUACGUAUUUAUAUAGUAUAAAUUGGGUACUUGUCAGCUUUGAGAGGAUUUCUAUGGUGCGGAUGCUAUUGAUCUGAUGACAGUAUAAGUCCAGAACAUUGAUUUCAGAAUAAAAGGUGGCUUGGUGCGACAUGAAGCCAAACUCAGGCCACAAACGUAGCCACCACAACAAAAGCUUGAAGUUUUUCGUUGUCCCUUUCUCUUGGCCUUCUCUGAAACUGAGCUAUCGUCCCGUACCUCAUGGCAAGAACCGUUUUAUGGUGUUGUUAAAUCUCAGACUAGUUAGUAACAUGGAAAUGACAAAUGGGGAUGUUGAUUUGUGGUGUUUAUAUUUU
Messenger RNA from Rhinichthys klamathensis goyatoka, 2395 nucleotides. RefSeq names its product tumor necrosis factor receptor superfamily, member 11a, NFKB activator (gene tnfrsf11a). Bases 203 to 1942 code for a protein of 579 amino acids. Gene Ontology annotation, biological process: lymph node development; multinuclear osteoclast differentiation; ossification. The transcript has 10 exons. The record is from RefSeq and is a predicted model, not a curated record. Gene Ontology annotation, molecular function: tumor necrosis factor receptor activity; cytokine binding. NCBI's taxonomy places the organism in Eukaryota, Metazoa, Chordata, Actinopteri, Cypriniformes, Leuciscidae. Gene Ontology annotation, cellular component: external side of plasma membrane.